UCCAUCGUUGUCACUCUGGCACAGCACAGCUCCUAACCCGGAGUUGGAUGCAUCUGGUAAACUCGCGCUGGAAAUCCGGAGCUCUCAAGACUGGGUUGGUUAUCAACGCCUCCUUCAGCUUCCCGAAUGCCUCCUCGCAGCUGCUGGUCCACUGGAUACUAUCAGCAUUCUUCUUGCGUGAUGAUGAACAGGAGAAGAAUUGCCCAGCAUUAUCUGGGGCAACCUGGGCAGGAACUGAUAAUCAAGCGAGAAAACAGAGGAAUGAAAAUCGGAGUGGGCAGGCAUGGCCUUCACAUGAAAGGACUCACACUGGGGACAAACCUCAUAAAUGCAUGGAAUGUGGAAAGGGCUUUAGUCAAAUAAGUAACCUUAGGACACAUGAAAGGACUCACACUGGGGACAAACCUCAUAAAUGCAUGGAAUGUGGAAAGGGCUUUAGUCAAAUAAGUAACCUUAGGACACAUGAAAGGACUCACACUGGGGACAAACCUCAUAAAUGCAUGGAAUGUGGAAAGGGCUUUAGUCAAAUAAGUAACCUUAGGACACAUGAAAGGACUCACACUGGGGACAAACCUCAUAAAUGCAUGGAAUGUGGAAAGGGCUUUAGUCAAAUAAGUAACCUUAGGACACAUGAAAGGACUCACACUGGGGACAAACCUCAUAAAUGCAUGGAAUGUGGAAAGGGCUUUAGUCAAAUAAGUAACCUUAGGACACAUGAAAGGACUCACACUGGGGACAAACCUCAUAAAUGCAUGGAAUGUGGAAAGGGCUUUAGUCAAAUUGGUAACCUUAAGGCCCAUGAAAGGAUUCACACUGGGGACAAACCUCAUAAAUGCAUGGAAUGUGGAAAGAGCUUUAGUCAGAGUGGUGCCCUUAGGUCACAUCAAAGGACUCACACUGGGGAGAAACCACAUAGAACUCACACUGGGGAGAAACCUUAUAAAUGCCUGGAAUGUGGAAAAAGCUUUAGUCGAAUUAGUCACCUUAGGACACAUGAAAAGACUCACACUGGGGAGAAACCACAUGAAUGCAUGGAAUGUGGAAAGGGCUUUAGUCAAAUUGGUAACCUUAAGGCCCAUGAAAGGAUUCACACUGGGGACAAACCUCAUAAAUGCAUGGAAUGUGGAAAGAGCUUUAGUCAAAUUAGUCACCUUAGGAUACAUGAAAGGACUCACAGUGGGGAGAAACCACAUAAAUGCCUGGAAUGUGGAAAGACCUUUGCUCUGAGUGCUGCCCUUAGGUCACAUCAAUGGACUCACACUGGGGAGAAACCACAUAAAUGCAUGGAAUGUGGAAAGAGCUUUAGUCGAAUUAGUCAGCUUAGGAUACAUGAAAGGACUCACAGUGGGGAGAAACCACAUAAAUGCCUGGAAUGUGGAAAGACCUUUGCUCUGAGUGCUGGCCUUAGGUCACAUCAAAGGACUCACACUGGGGAGAAACCACAUAAAUGCAUGGAAUGUGGAAAGAGCUUUAGUCGAAUUAGUCAGCUUAGGAUACAUGAAAGGACUCACAGUGGGGAGAAACCACAUAAAUGCCUGGAAU
Messenger RNA from Pogona vitticeps (central bearded dragon), 1542 nucleotides. Lineage: Eukaryota; Metazoa; Chordata; Lepidosauria; Squamata; Agamidae. The record is from RefSeq and is a predicted model, not a curated record.